This is a messenger RNA of Nematostella vectensis (starlet sea anemone), 3948 nucleotides long. RefSeq lists its product as uncharacterized. The transcript has a single exon. Bases 1 to 1614 code for a protein of 537 amino acids. The record is from RefSeq and is a predicted model, not a curated record. Lineage: Eukaryota; Metazoa; Cnidaria; Anthozoa; Actiniaria; Edwardsiidae.
AUGAGGGCGCGCAACGCUCCUUCAUUAAAGAACUCGGCGCAAAGCCUAUUUCAAAGCCUAUUUCCUCUCAGGGUGCUUGUUGUUCCACAUAGCCACCCCCUGCAAUGCAAACAUCACACAGAUGUCCGUAACAUGCCCCACCUGAAAAGAUUGAAAUUAGCACACCCAGUGUCCAGUGGUAAUUUCGAGAUCAACUUGUUAAUUGGUGGUGACCAUUACUGGGACAUUGUACAAGAUAAGAUUAUCCGAGGGGAAGAGGGGCCCACAGCUAUGCAGUCCAAAUUGGGCUAUCUACUAUCUGGUCCUGUAAGGGCCAGGGGGGUGCAGGGCAAUGUGACUAAUAUAUUUCACAUUUCAGCCCACCAAGAAGAUAAAUUUGAUCUACAGCAAUUUUGGUCGCUAGAGUCAAUGGGCAUAUCACCCAAUGCUGACCCCCCUGAGAAGAACUUCUUGACUAAUUACCAGGCCACCUCGAUCACUAGAGACGAAGACGGCACAUACAUUGCUGGGUUUCCCUGGAAGGAAGAGCACGCCCCUCUCCCAACUAACUUCAGUAUCUGCGAGAGACGCACAAGGGCUACCGCACGACGACUUCACCAGACACCAGAUUUGAUGAAGAGUUAUGACGACAUCAUCAAGGAACAAGAGGCCAGAGGAUUCAUUGAGAAGGUUAGCAACCCUGACCCGUCUGACCACGCCCACUACAUACCCCACCACCAUGUAAAAAAGGAGUCAUCGACCACGCCCAUUCGUAUUGUCUUCGAUUGUAGUUGUCACCAGGCCCCCUCGACCCCAAUUCUGAACGACUGCCUAGAAGUCGGUUCACCUUACCUAGCCGACAUGGGCUCGAUUUUAGUGCGGUUUCGCGCCCACCCUAUUGGAAUUUCUACUGAUAUAGAAAAAGCUUUCCUCCAUGUACGUCUCAGCGAAGCUGACCGCGACAUGACCCGGUUCUUAUGGCUCUCCGAUCCCAGUGACCCCGAAAGUGAGUUCCAGACCUACCGUUUCAAGUCGGUCCGUUUCGGCUCUGCGAGCUCCCCCUUUAUGCUGAAUGCUGUCCUUCAAACACACCUUGAUAAUCAUAAGACACCAGUCACACAGGACAUGAGGGACAAUCUCUAUGUUGACAACAUCAUCACCGGCUGUGAAACACACCAAGAGGCCCUGAGUUACUAUGACGAAUCAAGAAGUGUCAUGACUGAAGCCAAGUUCAACUUACGGUCUUGGGCAUCCAAUAGCCAACCCCUUCUCCAUCGUGCUGCCCUUGAUGGAGUGAAUGAUGCCAACUGCGACAGUGUCAAUGUUCUAGGCUUACGGUGGGAUACCUCAACCGACACGCUAAUACUUGCAUGUAAAGAAUUACUAGCACCUGACGACACUCUUGUCACAAAGCGAGAGAUCUUAAGGGAGUCAUCUAAGAUCUAUGACCCACUAGGCCUCAUCACCCCCAUCUCAAUCCGCGCUAAGAUCCUUAUCCAGGACCUCUGCAAGUUAAACGUAGAUUGGGAUGAACCCCUGAAUGGGGAGAUACGAACUCGCUGGCUCAGCAUUGCGCAAGAAAUCCGACAAUCAACCAAUCUUACUAUUCCUAGAUGCUAUCUCAGCAAUCGGUGAGCCAACGAGACGACCCAGCUGCAUGUGUUCGUGGAUGCUAGCCCGAAAGCCUACGGAGCUGUGGCAUACAUACGGCAGGCCAAUCAGACUUCCUGUGUGAUGGCGAAGUCACGUGUCGCUCCAGUAAAGGAACUGUCACUCCCCAGACUAGAAUUGAUGGCAGCACUGGCUGGUGCAAACCUUGCAGAGUACUUGCUUAACUCUUUGCAGAAGAAUUUUCCUGAUCUACAAGCAUUCUUCUGGUCGGACAGCCAGAUUGUGCUCAAUUGGCUUCACAGUAAUAAGCAGCUUCAGCAGUUUGUAGGUAACCGAGUCAGAGAAAUCAAGCGUCUCUCUCAGCCAUCUAGUUGGCGUUACUGCCCCACACGCGAUAAUCCAGCAGACCUACUAACGAGGGGUCUAACCACAGCAGAGCUCCAAGCAUCAACAGCAUGGUCCAUCCUGGAUAACUUCAGAAUGCGACUGUCCAACGUGGGAAUCAAGCACCACCCUUCUUGUUGAGAUCCCAGAGGAAGAACCUAAAGUUACCCCAGAACCUGAUGUGUUAGGAGAGCAAACCGACUCUGAAGCAGACGCGACUUCAGUCGAGAAUCCAAGUAUCAGCACGAUCAUGGAUCCCACUAGACACAGCACACUGAGGAAACUUAUACGUGUAACCGCUCUUGUACUGAGGUUCGUCUAUAACCUCAGGAACCCCACUGACCGCAAAAACGGACCUCUGAUGGUCACUGAGCUGACGAAAGCAAAAAGGACAUGGAUCCACGAUCGCCCUAGCCAUUCUUACGAUAAAGAAAUAGCAAACCUUUCCGCCCAUGUCAAGUCUGGGACCCCUUUGACACGCCAGCUGCGCUUGUUCAUGGAUGACGAUGGCUUACUUCGAUGUGGCGGGAGGAUUCACAACGCCCCUGUUUCUGAAACCGCCAAGUUUCCAGUUCUUCUUCCAAAGAAAGACUACGUGACGACCCUCAUUAUCUGUGACACGCAUGAACGCCAAUUACAUGCUGGCCUUCGGGAAGAUUCCAAGUAAAAAGGGUCUUGAACAAAUGCGUAACGUGCCAAAAAGUGAACGGUGCUCCAUACCGAGCUCCAGACGCUCCGCCACUAACAAGCCUCAGACUCCGGGAGUCCCGACCCUUUGCGGUUACAGGAGUGGACUUUACGGGAGAACUAUAUAUACGAAACGGGAAAACUGACUCGAAGGCCUAUAUCUGUUUGUUUACAUCCGCAGCUACUAGAGCUGUACAUCUUGAAGUCGUUUCAGAUUUAUCAGUCAAAACAUUCAUUCUCGCCGUACGUAGAUUCGCAAGCCGCCAGUCCAUUCCAGACGUUAUCAUUUCUGAUAAUGCCAGUAUCUUCCAAUCGGCGGCUGCUGAACUCGAGCACCUGUUUAAUUCACCAACGCUCAAACAGGAGCUCGGCAAACAAGGGAUAGAUUGGAAGUUUAUCCCGAAAAGAGCUCCAUAGUAUGGAGGGUUUUGGGAGAGGCUGAUCGGCCUCACGAAGACGACGCUAAAGAAAGUCCUUGGCCGAGCAUCCAUCAACUUAGUCACUCUCUAGACGGUUGUCAUGGAAAUUGAGGCUAUCCUUAAUGACCGCCCACUAACAUAUGUCUCUCCUGACAUAAAUGAUGAAGACCCUCUCACACCAUCCCAUCUACUGUAUGGAAGGAGGAUCACCAGUCCCCCACAUCCUGACACUGAUGCGGACGAACUAACUGACCCGAGCUAUGGAAACGAUGAUCAUCUCCGAAGGGAUGCUACUCGUGUAGCACUAGUUAUACAACACUUCUGGCAGCGCUGAAAGCAGGAGUACCUCACUUCGCUGCGGUGCUUCCAUGACGCAACAGGUGGCAGCGGUGAAACACGCGUCAAGAUAGGAGACGUUGUCCAGAUCCACAGCGAGAAGAAGAGGUUGAAGUGGAAACUAGGCGUAGUGGAAGAUCUGAUUAGAGGUGCCGACGGAUGUGUACGGGCUGUAACCUUAAAAACAGCUAAGGGUCACACGAACAGACCUAUCUCCAAGCUAUAUCCCCUUGAGAUUACUACUAAUGUUGUGGAAACUGCAGACGCACAGACAGGAGGUCAGCUCCAGUCCAACCAACCUAUCAGGAGGAGCAUGCGAAUCACAGCUGCCACAAGGGACCGCAUCGCAGACUGGGCCCGGCAACUACGCCCCCCCCCCCCCCCCCGGAGGAUGUCUGAACUCAUAUAUAACUGACAUUCAUUGAGUGACAUUAUCGUUAUUAUUGUUAUUGGGUUCCCUGUGGGCAUGAUGUCACGAAAUUGAUGAGCCCACGAGGGAUUUGUUCAGUUCAUUAAAAACCCAUUCAGACAA